Melanotaenia boesemani (Boeseman's rainbowfish) is the source of this 2117-nucleotide messenger RNA. RefSeq names its product DnaJ (Hsp40) homolog, subfamily C, member 11a (gene dnajc11a). The transcript is spliced from 16 exons. NCBI's taxonomy places the organism in Eukaryota, Metazoa, Chordata, Actinopteri, Atheriniformes, Melanotaeniidae. Bases 41 to 1717 code for a protein of 558 amino acids. The record is from RefSeq and is a predicted model, not a curated record. Gene Ontology annotation, biological process: cristae formation.
UGACGUAAAUGACACGAAGAAGAGAUGUCCGGGCGUAAACAUGGCGUCUGCCUUGGACGAUGAUGAGAUCUGCAAUGAUGAUUACUAUUCCCUUCUAAAUGUCCGAAAAGAGGCCACCCAGGAGGAGCUGAAGGCAUCAUACAGGCGACUGUGCAUGCUGUACCACCCAGACAAACACAGAGAUCCGGAAUUAAAGCGACAAGCAGAGCAGCUUUUUAACCUUGUACAUGAAGCUUAUAAAGUGCUUAGUGACCCACAGUCACGGGCUAUCUAUGAUAUCUAUGGCAAACGAGGGCUUGAUGUUGAUGGGUGGGAGGUGGUGGAGAGGAAAAGAAGUCCUGCAGAAAUUCGAGAGGAGUAUGAGCGGCUUCAGAGGGAGCGGGAGGAGAGAAGGCUUCAACAAAGGACCAACCCAAAGGGAACGAUUAGUGUGGGCAUUGAUGCCACGGACCUCUUUGAUCGAUAUGAAGAGGACUUUGAGGAUAUGGUUGGAGGAGUUCCACAUGUGGAAAUCAAUAAGAUGCACAUAUCACAAUCCAUAGAGGCACCUCUUACUACAAGAGACACAGCCAUUUUGUCUGGCUCUUUGUCAACUCACAAUGGGAAUGGAGGUGGCACCAUUAACUUAGCCCUGAGAAGAGUCACCUCAGCGAAAGGGUGGGGUGAGGUGGAAUUGGGAGCUGGAGACACUCAUGGACCUCUUUUUGGUAUGAAGAUAUUUCGCAACUUGACGCCUCGAUGCUUUGUGACGGCUCAGUGUGGCCUCCAGUUUUCAUCACGAGGUGUUCGUCCUGGGAUGACCACGGUGCUGGCCCGUCACCUGGACAAGAACACCAUGGGUUACCUGCAGUGGCGUUGGGGAAUUCAUUCUUCUAUGAACACUAGCAUAGUGAGGGACACUAAGAGCAGCCAUUUCACCAUGGCAGUGCAGCUUGGCAUCCCUCACACUUUUAUGAUGAUGAGCUACCAGUACAAGUUCCAGGAUGAAGACCAGACCAAGAUUAAGGGCUCAGUAAAGUCAGGUUUCUUUGGGACUGUGGUAGAGUACGGUGCUGAGAGGAAGAUCAGUCGACACAGUGUGCUGGGGGCUACUGUCAGCGUGGGAGUACCCCAAGGUGUCUCCUUAAAGAUCAAACUAAACAGAGCCAGCCAGACAUAUUUCUUUCCCAUUCACCUGACUGACCAACUCCUGCCUAGUGCUGUGUUUUACGCCACAGUUGGACCACUGGUUUUCUACCUCGCCAUCCAGCGGCUUAUCAUUCGGCCCUAUGUGCAGGCCCAGAAGGAACAAGACUUGGAGAAGCAGAGGGAGGGCUCGGCCUCCAACGUAGCCAGGAAGAAACAGGAGGCGGAGGCUGCUAUUUUGCUCAUGGCGGAGUGUAUGCACAGGAUUGUUGAAGCUGAGGAGUCAAGAAUGGGGCUCAUCAUCCUCAACGCCUGGUACGGCAAGUUUGUCACAGAUAACAGCAAAAAACAUGAGAGGGCAAAGGUCAUUGAUGUGACUGUGCCACUGCAGUGUCUGGUGAAAGACUCAAAACUCAUCCUCACUGAGGCCACAAAGUCAGGACUCCCUGGCUUCUACGACCCCUGCGUGGGGGAGGAGAAGAGCCUGAAGGUGCUGUAUCAGUUCCGUGGAGUCAUGCAUCAAGUCCUGUCAGGAGACAAAGAACCACUCAGGAUACCAAAGCAAUCGCACAGGAUUGACACGGACACAUAGGGGUUCCUCUGCUGACCAAGAACACUCAUCUCUCGACUGUUGGACAGGAGGAGAGACCUCUGUUUUUAGAUACGACAUGGAUUUAUGUCUUCAUAACUCAGAAAUCAGACAUUUGCUUGUUUGUCUUUAUAUUCAUUUAAAUAUGCAGAUUGGAGUAAAACCAUCAGAGACUGGAUUUUUAUAAAACCAGUGUCCACGGACAGGGUUGUGGCCUGCUAAUGUGACACCAAAAUCAGUGGUUACCAUCUUAAAUCAGAUCUUGGUAUCCAUUUAUUUUUGGUAAUGUAAUUUAUACACAGAGGUCUAUGUACAGUAUUGUACAAAAAAACUGCAGUGCCUAUUUGAUUGAAGAUAUGAAAGCAUCUGUUUAUUUGCCAUAUUAUUAAAAUCUUUCUCUCAA